Messenger RNA from Oncorhynchus gorbuscha (pink salmon), 3218 nucleotides. Its product is annotated as glutamate receptor 2-like. The record is from RefSeq and is a predicted model, not a curated record. Bases 23 to 796 code for a protein of 257 amino acids. Gene Ontology annotation, cellular component: plasma membrane; AMPA glutamate receptor complex; dendritic spine. The transcript is spliced from 4 exons. Gene Ontology annotation, molecular function: transmitter-gated monoatomic ion channel activity involved in regulation of postsynaptic membrane potential; AMPA glutamate receptor activity. Gene Ontology annotation, biological process: modulation of chemical synaptic transmission; synaptic transmission, glutamatergic. NCBI's taxonomy places the organism in Eukaryota, Metazoa, Chordata, Actinopteri, Salmoniformes, Salmonidae.
GAAGAUAGCACUGUUUGACAAGAUGUGGCAGUACAUGAAGUCAGCAGAGCCGUCUCCGUUUGUGAAGAAGACAGCGGAGGGGGUGCUGAGAGUCAGGAAGUCCAAGGGGAAGUACGCGUACCUUCUGGAGUCCACCAUGAACGAGUACAUCGAGCAGAGGAAACCCUGCGACACCAUGAAGGUGGGAGGGAACCUGGACUCUAAAGGAUAUGGCAUCGCAACGCCAAAGGGUUCCCCAUUAAGAGUGCCAGUAAACCUAGCGGUGUUGAAACUCAGUGAACAAGGAGUCUUAGACAAGCUAAAGAACAAGUGGUGGUACGAUAAAGGGGAAUGUGGAACCAAGGACUCAGGAAGUAAGGAGAAGACCAGUGCUCUGAGCCUCAGCAACGUAGCAGGUGUGUUCUAUAUCCUGGUUGGAGGGCUGGGUCUGGCCAUGCUGGUAGCCCUGGUGGAGUUCUGCUACAAGUCCCGGGCCGAGGCCAAGAGAAUGAAGGUGGCUCAGAACACACUGCACCUGGCUCAGAGCGCCCACAACCAGAACACCCUCCCCUCCUCCUCCUCCUCUCACAACUCACACAACUUUGCUACUUAUAAGGAAGGCUACAACGUGUACGGAAUGGAAAGUAUGACAUUUACAGAUGCCAUGCGGAGUAAGGCCAGGCUGUCCAUCACGGGAUCCUCUGGGGAGAACGGGCGUGUUCUGACCCCUGACUUCUCUCACCCUCCUGACUUUCCCCGCGUCCCCUACCUCCGACCAGGACUACCCAUGAGCCUCAGCAUGACUGACCUCUCCUGACCACUCCCUCACAGUGCCUUACAGCCAAUCAGAUCACAGAGAGCUGCCGGCCAACUCCACAUCAACCCAUCACGUUUUUCAGAGGACUGGACUUCCUUCCCGCCCUCUUCUCUGAUUGGGCAGACAGCUCUGGGCUGGUGAUGUCAUCACUCUUCCCCUCUAAUCUCUCCCGGGAAGUGAAAACAACCAACCACGGCACACCUAUCCAUUUCCAUAGUGACCAGCUCUGAUUCAAGCACACGAGACUUCAGCUGCAUCAGACGCGAUUUUAUAAAGCAAGUUGUUCAACUUCACAGGGGAAAUAAUUAUAUUUUUUAAGUAUUUUCAAAAGCUUCCAUUUAGUAGAGUGAGUCAAUAUGAUCGCCUGUAUACUCCGACUUCACUACCGCUCUGUACAUAGGACUAGUUAUAACAAUAAUAAUAACUAUAAUGUUAUAUUAAUUAUAUGAAUAAUAACUAUAAUAAUGAUAAUAAUAAUGCUUGCUCUGAACCCUAACCCCUGUUUUUACUAGAGACCUAGUUUGACCUCUGAACCCUAACCCCUGUUUUCACUAGAGACCUAGUUUGACCUCUGAACCCUAACCCCUGUUUUCACUAGAGACCUAGUUUGACCUCUGAACCCUAACCCCUGUUUUCACUAGAGACCUAGUUUGACCUCUGAACCCUAACCCCUGUUUUCACUAGAGACCUAGUUUCACCUCUGAAUCCUAACCCCUGUUUUCACUAGAGACCUAGUUUGACCUCUGAACCCUAACCCCUGUUUUCACUAGAGACAUAGUUUGACCUCUGAACCCUAACCCCUGUUUUCACUAGAGACCUAGUUUGACCUCUGAACCCUAACCCCUGUUUUCACUAGAGACCUAGUUUGACCUCUGAACCCUAACCCUUGUUUUCACUAGAGACCUAGUUUGACCUCUGAACCCUAACCCUUGUUUUCACUAGAGACCUAGUUUGACCUCUGAAUCCUAACCCCUGUUUUCACUAGAGACCUAGUUUGACCUCUGAACCCUAACCCCUGUUUUCACUAGAGAAAUAGUUUGACCUCUGAACCCUAACCCCUGUUUUCACUAGAGACCUAGUUUGACCUCUGAACCCUAACCCUUGUUUUCACUAGAGACCUAGUUUGACCUUUGAAACCUAACCCCUGUUUUCACUAAAAACCUAGUUUGACCCUAAAACAACAGAUGGCACUGAGGCCAGAAACUAAAAAUAGACAUAUAUGGCCCAUGAACAACAGACUUUGGUCUUUAUAUGGACAAAAGACAGUGCCAUAAUAUAGUACCAAUGCCAAGUACAGGAGAGUGCCAAAAGAGGAACUUGAACCAAUCAGCUGGUUCAGCCAAAAGAGGAACUUGAACCAAUAAGCUGGUUCAGCCAAAAGGGGGACUUGAACCAAUAAGCUGGUUCAGCCAAAAGGGGGACUUGAACCAAUAAGCUGGUUCAGCCAAAAGGGGGACUUGAACCAAUAACAUGUUCAGCCAAAAGGGGGACAUGAACCAAUAACAUGUUCAGCCAAAAGGGGGACUUGAACCAAUAAGCUGGUUCAGCCAAACGGGGGACUUGAACCAAUAAGCUGGUUCAGCCAAAAGGACUUGAACCAAUAAGCUGGUUCAGCCAAAAGGACAAGAACCAAUGAGCUGGUUCAGCCAAAAGGACGAGAACCAAUAAGCUGGUUCAGCCAAAAGGACUUGAACCAAUAAGCUGGUUCAGCCAAAAGGACAAGAACCAGUGAGCUGGUUCAGCCAAAAGGACGAGAAUCAAUAAGUGGGUUCAGCCAAAAGGACUUGAACCAAUAAGCUGGUUCAGCCAAAAGGACGAGAAACAAUAAGCUGGUUCAGCCAAAAGAGGGAGUUGAACUAAUAACCAGCUAAUGCACAGUGACUCCCUCUAAAUUCCUGAUUACUUUACUACUGAACUCUGAUGAAGAUGAUGGUGGUGGUAAUGAUGAUGGUGAUGAUGAUAAUGGUAAUGGUGAUGAUAAUGGUAAUGAUGGUGGUAAUGAUGCUGAUAAUGGUAAUGAUUUUUGAUGAUAAUGGUAAUGAUGAUGAUGAUAAUGGUAAUGACGGUGAUGGUAAUGAUGGUGGUGAUGACGAUGAUGGUGAUGAUGAUAAUGUGUUUACUGUGCUCUACAAGCAGGACUAGUAGGGACAUGCAUGAUGGUGAUGAUGAUGGUAAUGAUGAUGAUGAUGAUGGGACAUGCAUGAUGGUGAUGAUAAUGGUAAUGAUGCUGAUAAUGGUAAUGAUGAUGAUGAUAAUGGUAAUGAUGGUGAUGAUGAUGGUGAUGAUGAUGAUGUGUUUACUGUGCUCUACAAGCAGGACUAGUAGGGACAUGCAUGAUGGUGAUGGUAAUGAUGAUGAUGAUGAUGGGACAUGCAUGAUGGUGAUGAUGAUGGUAAUGAUGAUGAUGAUGAUGAUGAUGAUG